AUGGUUUCUUCAAUAUGCCAACGUCUCCUUGACAAACAAUGGAAACCAUAUGAAGUUGAAAAAGUACCCCACAUAGAAGGUAUUUACUUGAUUGGAGAAACAGUUCCUUUAGAAGACAUCGACGUUCUCUACGUGGGUCGCUCGAAUGAUGUACAUCGGAGGAUGGUAGAACACAAGAGGCAGGAUCUGGCCAUAGAUCAAUACGUUCAAAAACAGUUUGAAUAUAAUGGCGGCAAAAAUCUACGUAUAAAGUGGAUUCGUGAGAUAAACACGGAUCACACAGAAAAAGAAUACCGCGAGUGUAUUGCGGACAAACUUGAUUACUGGCCAAAGUACAACAUCAAAGAUUAG
This is a messenger RNA of Pocillopora verrucosa, 351 nucleotides long. Lineage: Eukaryota; Metazoa; Cnidaria; Anthozoa; Scleractinia; Pocilloporidae. The record is from RefSeq and is a predicted model, not a curated record.